Molecule: messenger RNA, 2157 nt
Organism: Colletotrichum acutatum
Lineage: Eukaryota; Fungi; Ascomycota; Sordariomycetes; Glomerellales; Glomerellaceae
Product: RhoGAP domain-containing protein
Exons: 3
Coding region: 1-2157 (718 amino acids)
Biological process (GO): regulation of GTPase activity; signal transduction
Cellular component (GO): cytoplasm
Source: RefSeq, a predicted model, not a curated record
AUGGGUCGGAAGCAUGCACCACAGCCGCUGACGCUGUCUGAAUCUCAAGCCUCCUCCGACCAGCCUGAAGACGUGCCACGCUCUGCUGAAACCCUCGCCUCUGCCGUUCCUCCAAGCGCUGGCUCUAAAUCGCAAUCCUCUCCCAGAUCUCCGCGCUCUCCCUUUAGGUUCACUCCGAAAAGGCCCAGCGCAAGUGGCAAGCAGUCUCUUCAGUUGACCGACGAGCAUCGAAACUUUCAAGACCAAGACGACGACGACGACGACCUCGAGCAGUAUCAAGCCAUCUCCUCCGCCCUCCAUCGCGCCUCCGAAGACACGCCCCCUCGCCAGCAUCAUCAGCACAACCCAAUCAGCCCUCGUCAACAACAGCACCGCCCCAACGAGCCAUCCCGAAGACCCUCCAAGGCCGCCGGCUUCUUCUUCAAUUUCACAAAGUCUGCCAACAAAUCGUCCCAUUCUCUCGUCUCCCCCGCGCAGUCGCCCUCACACCCUCAGCGCCAGCACCAGCAACAUCAACAGAGCCCGAUCCAGUACCCUGACUCGAGAGGCGAAAGUAUGUCGAGGGGUCCCGACAAUGCUCCUCCCAUGAGCAGCCAACCCACCCAACCUUUAGAUCCGUCCUAUGCUGAACACUCCGUCCAAAAGCCCGCACCCACCCUGCCGUCCCGCUCCGACGUGUCUUUAGCCUCUGCUGCCGACUACGAUACUUCUCCCGCCCAACCCUCCUCGUCUAAGAAGUCCAAAUCGAAGCCAUUUGGUCUUCUGAGCCGCAGCAAGUCGCUUCGCGACAAAGACGGCUCAAGCUCUCGAGACAAGCAACCUAGCCCGGUGCCCGUAACAAUUGUCGAACCCGAACCGUCGCAUACCUCGACGAGCCGUAACCACUCGCUCAACAACGCCAGCACUGGACCCGAAAGGUCUGCCAGAGAGAUGGUGAACUCUACCGGGCGGAAUCGCUCGGAAGACCGCGCGUCGCCCCGGGAAAUGAGCCACAGGGACAACCAUAGGGAGAAAGACCACCAUCCUCGGCAAAACUCGUCUUCACAAAAUGGUGGCUUUUUCGGAGGACUGAAGAGUGGCAGAGACAUUAUCAGCAACCGGUUAUUCGGCAAGGGUGGCCGUAGUGGAAGCACGACAGAGAGGGAGCCUGUCAUCGACGAUGAGCACUAUACGCUCAAGACAAUCAAUCUGCCUCUCGUCGAGCAGACGCGUCGCACGCGCAUCUCGAAGCGCUUGGAGGAUUCAAGAGACAAGACAGAGUUUUGGAUGCCCGCAUUCCCAUGGCGCGCGAUCGACUACUUGAACUAUAAGGGCUGUGAUGUGGAAGGCUUGUACCGUGUGCCUGGCAGCGGACCGCAAAUCAAGAAAUGGCAGAGGAAGUUUGACGAAGAGUACGAUGUAAACCUCUUCGAGCAGCCGGACCUCUACGAUAUCAAUAUUAUAGGCUCCAUGCUCAAGGCUUGGCUAAGAGAGCUUCCCGAUGAGCUAUUUCCGAAGGCGGCUCAGGAACGAGUUGCGAGAGAAUGCGCCGGUUACGAAACUGUGCCCCCACUAUUGGUCGAAGAGCUGUCGAACCUCUCGCCAUUCAACUACUACCUUCUUUUCGCAAUCACCUGCCACCUCAGUUUGCUCCUGGCGCACUCCGACAAGAACAAGAUGGACUUCAGGAACCUCUGCAUUUGCUUCCAGCCAUGCAUGAAGAUUGACGCAUUCUGUUUCAGAUUCUUGGUCUGUGACUGGCGCGACUGCUGGAAGGGCUGCAAGAACGAGGCAAAGUUCAUUGAGCAGGAAUAUCAACUGUUCGAUCAGCCACCCCCAAAAGGCCUCUCGGAACCGCGCAAGCCCUCUCGUGAGACGAGCGAGGAGCCUGCAGCCCCCGUAGCGCAGGAAGAGCACACUCCUACUACAUUGGACGACCGGGCGGGAUCGUCUUCGGAAAGCAGUAAGCAGUCCAGCGCUGUCACCGAGCAGCAGACCAAGGAGAAAGACAGACGGCUAAAAAAAAAGCCCCUCCAACUUUCUGAGUCAAACGGCAGCGUCGCAUCCAACUCGACAAUGGGUACGACGCUGACGAUUGACAGUGGCCGUGAGCCGCGGGGCUCGAAUGACUUGCGGCCCUUGUCACCCAUCAAACCUCUUUCACCACUCGGUUUCUAA